Molecule: messenger RNA, 766 nt
Organism: Paramecium primaurelia
Lineage: Eukaryota; Ciliophora; Oligohymenophorea; Peniculida; Parameciidae
Source: the annotation of a GenBank genome assembly
AUGUCCUAAACUUUAGAUGCGUUUUCUAGAAGCAUAGUAUUAACAACUAUACCUUUGGAAGAUUUAAAGUUCGUUUAUUCAGUACCAUAAAUAGUUGAUCCUGAUCCAAUCACAUGCAUUAUUGAGUCUAGUGUAAUUUAGUUUAGAUGUUUUAAUAGCUCAUGAGGAGGGAGGAAUAUAUGUUGGAGGAUAUGAAGGAGCAAAGGAUCUUGAUAUGCUUAAGAGAUUAAAAAUUAGGGCAGUAUUAACAGCAAGUUAGGAAACGGCAGUUUAAUAUAGUGAUUUGGUGGUUUAGUUUCAUCAUGUAGUAUAAGCACAUGAUAAAGAUGAUUAUAAUAUAUUACAAUUUGCAGAUUAAACAUUUGAUUUUAUUGAAAGACAUAGAAAACAUACUAAUAUAUUGGUUCAUUGUUUUUUGGGAAUCAGUAGAUCUCCUACUAUAGUAGUUGCAUAUUUAAUGAGGAAAUACAAUUUGAAUAUGGAGAAAGCUUUAUGGAAAUUGAAAUCAAAGAGAAGAUAGGUAAAUCCAAAUACAGGGUUUUUGAAAUAACUAUUAAAUUAUGAGAAAUUACUAUAAUAAUAAUAAUAAUAAUAAUAAUAAUAAUAAUUUCAAUAAACAAAAACAAAUAGCAUAUUUAAAAUGGUUAGAUAAUAAGCUAUUCCUUAAACAUAGAUGCUACCUCAAAGUCGAAUAUUACCUAUGGAUAGUAGAUUAAUAAUUUAAAAACAACCUUCUUAAUAUAUGGGACCUACUUAUUAUAAAUGA